AUGUCUCGAUAUAUUGAAAAUGCACUUGAUAAACGCUACGAGGUCUGGAAAAACAAAGAUUACUCAGAAGAGCCAGAAUCUAUGAUGGAUCUUGCUAUUGCAGACUUUAUGCGGGACAGACCGACGAGCCGCAAUUUGGAUCCUGAGUUCAAAAAAUGGGCAACCAUACAGAUUCGAACUUUUUUCUUCGCCGGACAUGAUUCAACUGCUGCAACAAUUGUAUAUUGCCUGUACCUGUUGUCCAAAGGACCGGGGAUCUUGGCCCAAGUUCGUGCUGAGCACGAUCAGACUUUCGGUGCCGAUAUCACAACCACGGCGCAACAAUUGAAGGAUCGACCAGAAUUAAUAAAUCAACUUCCUUUGACUACUGCAGUAAUAAAGGAAGUACUGCGCCUCUACCCGCCUGCCUCUGCGUUGCGUGGUGGUAUGCCAGGUGUUUACUUGGAAGACAAGAAUGGCCAUAAGUUCCCGACAGAGGGCUUACUUGUUUGGAUUGUGCAUGGAUCGAUCCAACGCAACCCGAAUUAUUGGCCGGAACCUCAUUCAUUCAUUCCAGAUCGAUGGUUAGUUGCUCAGGGCCAUCACCUUUAUCCCCCGAAAUAUGCUUUCCGCCCAUUUGAAGCAGGGCCGCGAGACUGUGUUGGACAGUCGCUAGCAAUGGUCGAUAUCAAAGUUGCCUUGGCUCUUACAAUCCGCGAGUUCGACUUUCAUGAUCAGUACGCGGAGUGGGAUCGACAGCAUCCUAAUAGAAGUGGACCCAAAACGGUUUUUGGGGAGCGUGCGUACCAGGUUCCCCAAGGGGCUGCACAUGCUGUUCAUGGAAUGCCGUGUCGAGUUGUUCAGCGACCACAGACUGGCCAUUUAUAA
Molecule: messenger RNA, 867 nt
Organism: Penicillium angulare
Lineage: Eukaryota; Fungi; Ascomycota; Eurotiomycetes; Eurotiales; Aspergillaceae
Exons: 1
Coding region: 1-867 (288 amino acids)
Molecular function (GO): monooxygenase activity; heme binding; oxidoreductase activity, acting on paired donors, with incorporation or reduction of molecular oxygen
Source: RefSeq, a predicted model, not a curated record